AACAUACCGUUGGAACAGCUCGACAAACAAUAACCAUGUCCGGUCGCUUAAGCCGCUGCCUCAAAUCGUUGGAAUCCUCUGGCUUCCUUCGCAGCACAGACAAUACGAAUAUUCCCGGCAUAGAGCUACUGCAUCAUGGCUCUGCCUUUGCCAAGCAACUCCAACAACAAUGGCUCAGCAUGCGGCCUCUAGCUGUACAUUUUGGCAGCGUCCCGCACACAGAAUCCAAUAGCCAGCAUCGGUUUUCCUUUGUUCAUUCCAAGGAAUUCCGGAAGCAUUUCCGACUGCUAAACCAAUCACAUCCAAGCAAGUCCAAGUGUCCCACGCUGGUAAAGCAUCAACGCAGGUUCACUUUCAAGUCGGGCCCCAAUUCAAGCUUUGAUUACACACAAUCCGUCACGCAACUGAUCACGGAUUUCUUUGUUGAACCACAUCGCGGACUGGAGCAUUUUUAUAAUGUGCAACGCGAGAGUAAGAUUUGGUGGAUGCGCUAUUCGUCAAAUCCCAGUCGUUAUGCAAUUGUUCCCUAUGAUUUCCAGUCCGAAUCGGAGCUGGGAGAAGAUUGUCAAGCUAUUGACAUUAAAGCUGCAUUCGGUAACGAAGAAGAGGUCACUGUGGAACAACUUAGUCUGGUCUCGUUGCCUGGUGACGAGGACUUUGAGUUACCCGACGCACGCACUGGACAAAUGCUGCUGCCCAAGGUUAUACGCUCGGUCAUCGAUCUGGAACCAGCCACCUGUGCGCUUUUGUUGGACGGCUGUGACCAUGGACGGGAGUCGCGAUCACUGCUAUUAAAUCGCGUGUUGGCACCGUAUCAAUGUGGUAUUGCAGCCAUUCAAAAGACUGAGCAGAUCUCGCCAGAUCUAUGCGAUCUGUGCGCCCACAUGACCGACGUCCUGCGGAGCGCACGAUUGCGUUUGCAUUUGCUCGAGGAGAAUGGUUACACUCUGGCGAGGAAUCGAGUACAGCUGGCCCAGCAUUUUGAGCAAUCCGACCGCCUGGGCGUUCCCUAUACGCUGCUGUUGGAUGAGGAUCAAGCGCUUGGCAAUGGACUGAUGCAGUUGCGCAGCCGUGACACGCAACUGGCAGAAUCCAUUCACAUUAGCGAUUUACCAGACUAUUUAUUAAAUAUAUUUCGAAACUAUUAAAUUCAUAAUUUACAUUGUUUAGACUA
This is a messenger RNA of Drosophila innubila, 1174 nucleotides long. RefSeq names its product DNA polymerase subunit gamma-2, mitochondrial (gene DNApol-gamma35). The transcript has 2 exons. Gene Ontology annotation, cellular component: mitochondrion; cytoplasm. Bases 36 to 1148 code for a protein of 370 amino acids. The record is from RefSeq and is a predicted model, not a curated record. Gene Ontology annotation, biological process: mitochondrial DNA replication. NCBI's taxonomy places the organism in Eukaryota, Metazoa, Arthropoda, Insecta, Diptera, Drosophilidae.